AGAUCCCCCCAGCGCACUUCUAUCCAAGCCUUGAGCCCAGGUGUAGCACACGUGUGACUCGGGCCAGGUCCAGCGGGCAAAGCAAGCUAGGAUGUUCCCUAGCGCAGAGGCCCCCGCUGGGGUCUGCAAUAUGCUGGGACCUGGCUCACCGCAGAGUCCAACAAUCAUUAACCUUGGGUGACCACAGCAGCUGGACACACUCAGCCAGGACACUGGGAGGAGGGGUUGAGAGAUCCUUUUUCCGAGGGAAACCAAUAAGGGCAUGGGGUCGCCGGCCGCUUCGACUGGGUCUAGGAAGGGUUGGAGGGAUGAACGGAUUUGGACCCGCCCCAUCACAGGAGGAGCCUGCGCGCCAGAGCCAGAGAGUUGUGGGUUCAAAUCCUGACCGUAUGGUCUUUACAUAUGGUCUUCAAGAUCUUUGACUCAGUUUACCUCAUUUGCAAAUUGGAGAUUUCCUGGUAGCCACAUUCCAUAGUUGGUAGGCUUAAAUGAAGGAACGUCUACGGGGAGAGGGGAGGUAACCUCCCUAAGGAGCCCCAGGCCUUAGGGAUGUUUAGUAACUAAUCUUGUUGUUGUUAGUACUGGCGGGGGCGGCCCCUGUGAGAGGCCUCCCCAGCGGCUUCCUGUAGGGGAGCAGGGGCCGCCCCCUCUCCCCUUCCUCCAGGCGCUCGCUCUUCCUCCCGCCUCUCCGCCCCGCCCCGCCCCGUCCCUCCUCUUUCCUCGGAGGAAACUUUCCGCCGGCUGGUCGGUCGCGGUGUCCGGCCGCACCGCCGUGCGAACCUGGUAAGGCUGACGGGACGGCCCGGCCCGGGGUGGAUGCAGCCACCGGGGAGACGCCACUGCCUGCGGGGCGAGGCUGCGGGACGCUGACGGGGUGGAGGAGUUACUCGAGGAGCGAGAGCCUUGGGCCCUGGAGGACCUGACCUGGGUGACCUCGCAGGCUGACAGGCGAGCUGCGCCCCAGCAGCAUGGAUGCUCCGAGAAGGGACAUGGAGCUACUCAGCAACAGCCUGGCAGCCUAUGCGCACAUCCGAGCUAACCCCGAGAGCUUCGGCCUCUACUUCGUGCUUGGCGUCUGCUUCGGCCUGCUGCUGACCCUAUGCCUGCUGGUCAUCAGCAUCUCCUGCGCGCCUCGCUCGAGGCCCCGGACCCCUGCUCCGCGCCGGGACCCUCGUAGCAGCACCCUAGAGCCGGAAGACGAGGACGACGACGACGAGGAUGAAGACACCAUGACGAGGCUGGGUCCCGAUGACACCCUGCAGGGCCAGGAGCUGUCCACAGAACCCGAUGGGCCCCUUAGCGUCAAUGUCUUCACCUCAGCAGAGGAGCUAGAGCGGGCACAGCGGCUGGAGGAGCGUGAACGAAUCCUGCGGGAGAUCUGGCGCACUGGGCAGCCAGACCUGCUGGGCAGUGGCACGCUCGGGCCUGGAGCCACGGCCACGCUUGGACGAAUGCACUAUUACUGACACUCGGCCCCGCAGCGUGGGGCCAGAGUACUGGAUAUGGGACUGCCUCAGGGCCUUCAAACUGCCUCUGCCCCAACUCUCUUGGUGCUAUUGGGCGUUGGGUCGCCGCCUGCUAAGCACUCUUUAUAGGGCAGGUGUGGGUGGGAAAAGAAUGCCAGCUCCCACCUUCUCCUGAUAAUAAUGACCAAUUGAAAGGUA
Molecule: messenger RNA, 1664 nt
Organism: Mastomys coucha (southern multimammate mouse)
Lineage: Eukaryota; Metazoa; Chordata; Mammalia; Rodentia; Muridae
Gene: Eva1b
Product: eva-1 homolog B
Exons: 3
Coding region: 969-1466 (165 amino acids)
Source: RefSeq, a predicted model, not a curated record